Molecule: messenger RNA, 1097 nt
Organism: Otolemur garnettii (small-eared galago)
Lineage: Eukaryota; Metazoa; Chordata; Mammalia; Primates; Galagidae
Gene: PABPC4L
Product: poly(A) binding protein cytoplasmic 4 like
Exons: 2
Cellular component (GO): ribonucleoprotein complex
Molecular function (GO): RNA binding
Source: RefSeq, a predicted model, not a curated record
GGUACGAAGCAAGGGAGAUGAACGUAGCUCCCAAGUACCGCAUGGCCUCCCUCUAUGUGGGUGACCUACACGCAGAUGUCACCGAGGACCUGCUGUUCAAGAAGUUCAGCACUGUGGGGCCCGUGCUGUCCAUUCGCAUCUGCAGGGACCUGGUCACUCGACGCUCUCUAGGCUACGCCUACGUGAACUUCCUGCAACUGGCUGAUGCCCAGAAGGCUCUGGACACCAUGAACUUUGAUGUAGUGAACGGCAAAUCCAUCCGUCUCAUGUGGUCUCAACGCGAUGCCUACUUAAGGAGGUCUGGAAUUGGGAAUGUGAUGAGUGAUGAUCAAGGCUCCAAGGGCUAUGCCUUUGUGCACUUUCAGAACCAGAGCGCUGCAGACAGGGCCAUCGAGGAAAUGAAUGGGAGGCAGCUCAAGGACUGUAAGGUGUUUGUUGGCAGAUUCAAAAACCGAAAAGAUCGGGAAGCAGAGCUCAGAAACAAAGCCGGUGAAUUCACCAAUGUUUACAUCAAAAACUUUGGAGAAGAUAUGGAUGAUGAGAAACUGAAGGAGGUUUUCAGCAAAUACGGCAGAACUCUGAGUGUGAAGGUGAUGACAGAUUCCUCUGGGAAAUCGAAAGGCUUUGGCUUUGUGAGUUUUGAUAACCAUGAGGCUGCCAAAAAGGCCGUUAAAGAAAUGAAUGGAAAGGAUAUAAAUGGGCAGCUGAUUUUUGUAGGCCGGGCACAAAAGAAAGUAGAGCGACAGGCUGAGUUAAAGCAAAUGUUUGAACAGCUGAAAAAGGAAAGAAUUCAUGGGUGUCAGGGUGUGAAGCUCUAUAUUAAGAACCUUGAUGACACCAUUGAUGAUGAAAAACUACGAAAGGAAUUUUCUUCAUUUGGCUCAAUUAGCAGAGUUAAGGUAAUGCAAGAAGGAGGUCAAAGCAAAGGGUUUGGCUUGAUCUGCUUUUCCUCUCUUGAGGAGGCUACUAAAGCCAUGACUGAGAUGAAUGGCCAUAUCUUGGGCUCCAAACCUCUCAGCAUUGCCCUAGCCCACAGGCAUUAUUAGGAAAGAAAAAUUUACCUCACCAGGCAGUAUUUACAGUAUGUAGGGAAAUGA